AUGAUAACGUCAAAUCGUCCGAAACUGCCUGUUAAUAUUUUGGAUAAGCGUGUGCCAAAAAAUCCAAAAUAUGAAAAUGUUCAAGCAACCAUCGAUACAGGAGAUAGUAUUACCAAAUUUCUCAAACGAAAUGAAGAAUUGCGUGCAUCGAGUAAACAAGUAGCUGGUGAAAUAUUCAAACGCAUGAAAAUAUCUACUCUUGUUCAAUUGAUCAUUCAAGUAACCGAAAUCAAUACAUUAGAUACUCCAAGUAAUGCUGAAUUCGAUCCAACAGCAUCACAACAAACAUUUUCGGAUAGAGAUCGGCCUCAAACACAAGAUAGUCAGAUAAGCCAAGCGACAACACGAUCCACGUUACAGAGUGUUAUUCGUGGUGUGGGUGAAAUGGAUGUAUAUAAUAGUUAUCAAAAUCGUUUUUCAACGACACCAGCAACGCCUAAAACUCCACUGAGCGAACAAGUUAAUUUAGAAAUGGAUGAACGACCCUACUUAAUUGUUGAUCUUCGUGAUAAAGAUGAAUUUCGGGCAAACCAUAUUGUUUCGGCUCAUCAUUAUCCAGCUGCUAUGCUCUCCCGCUGUUCAAACAACGAAUCUAGAGAAUUGCUUAUUUACGUAAGUUGA
Molecule: messenger RNA, 621 nt
Organism: Rotaria socialis
Lineage: Eukaryota; Metazoa; Rotifera; Eurotatoria; Philodinida; Philodinidae
Source: the annotation of a GenBank genome assembly